GCAUCAUCAACAUGGGACCACAGCGUUGACGCAAAAGGAAGGAGACGGUGGUUGAUUUUGUUGUUGCUGCUAUUUGAUUUUUUAAAGCAACGGUUCUGAGGUUUCACGAGAAAUUAAAAAGGCUAUUUCGUACAUAGGCAUCUAUCCCCGCUACGCGCCACCGAUGCGGGUGGAUUAACGUACAUUUCCAUCUCAAAAAACACAGUUUGCCGCCAUGUUCCACAACAGCUCACAGAGAAAGUUCUGGAUUUUCAAGAGUGAAGAUGAAGUUGAGCAGAUGAGGCUGAAGGCCAAUCAGAAGUUCCGUAACAAAAUACUAGAAAGUGGAAAGCCCGUGAGCGGGUCCAUGUUCUUGGAGCGCCACGAGGAGGACGUUUUGUUUCGACACUACGAGAGGAGACUGGUGGACUUCUGCAAUGCUUUUAAGCCGGUGAUGCCGAAGUCUGUUGUGGGUACAGCAGUCAUGUACUUCAGAAGAUUCUACCUGAACAACUCCAUCAUGGAGUAUCACCCCAGGAUUAUCAUGUUGACAUGCGCAUACCUAUCCUGUAAAGUGGACGAGUUCAACGUGUCCAGCACCCAGUUUGUAGGCAACCUUCUGCAGGAGACCCCAGCAGGACAGGAAAGAGUUCUGGAGCAAAUCCUGGAGUAUGAGUUGCUGCUAAUACAGCAGCUCAAUUUUCACCUGGUGGUCCACAACCCCUACAGACCCAUGGAGGGUCUGCUCAUCGAUCUCAAGACUAGAUACCCUACGCUGGAGAACCCAGAGAUGCUGAGGAAGAGUGCUGAUGACUUCCUGACGCAGGCAACCAUGACGGACGCGGGGCUGCUGUUUUCUCCCUCUCAGAUCGCUCUGACGUCUAUUCUGAACAGCGCUUCGAGAGCCGGUCUUCACAUGGAGAGCUACCUGACUGAAUGCCUCGGGCUGAAAGAAGACAAAGAAACUCUCUCCAAGAUGUAUGAGUCAAUGAGACGGAUGAAAACUCUCCUGAAGAAGUACGAACUGCCCAAAUCAGAGGAGGUGAAUGUGUACAAACAGAGGCUGGAGAGGAUUCACGCUGAAUUUGCCGUUUCAAGCAACAAACGGAAGAGAGGAUAUGAAGAAGACGGCCACGUGGCAAAAGAACCUCGUUUGGUAGAAGAGGAAUGGACUGACGAAGAUCUGGUUUGAGCCUGUGGAAACAAACCGAGCUUUAAGUUAUUAUACUUCUUCAUUUCCAUUUUUUUUUUUUUUUUUAAACUGUCAAGUCACAGGACAGAAAUGCAAUGGAGCGGCACCAUUUGUAAGUGUGCGUGCCAUAUUUACGUUCCACACGAUACACCGGUCAUCUUUCCUUUCAUUCUGUACUAAAAAAUAAAGAUAUUUUUCUACAUACAUGUUUCCGGGGAUUAAAAAUAUUCCUUAAAAAGCAACAACCGAAGCCGUACAUGCAUACAUUCCUCCACCUUGACAAUAAACGACUCCAUAAUCUACUUUACAAAAACAGUUUAAUAAUAAGUGCAUGCAUGUCUGAUACAGUCUGUACUAUUCCAAAAAAAAAAAAAAAGAAAAUUACUGCUGUAAACACUUUCAUUUUACUUGGUUUCUCUGAUUAUGUGUCUCAUCUGGCAUUCAUUGAGAAGUUCAAAAAAAAAAAGCCUCAAUGAAAUCAAAAAAAAAAGGCUGAUACAAUUGGAGGAAAAAAAAUUCAGCUCAUCUCACUUAUAUACUCAUGAUUCCAGCAAGAGAAUUUAUUAAUAUAAAAUAACCAUACUUUUUUUUUUUCUGAUAGACUUUGUUCCAAUCUAGAAAACAAAGGAAGAAAAAAAAAAACAAAAACAAAACAAAAAGAACAGACAGAAAUGCUCGUCUCAGCACUUUGCAGAUAUUGUCACAACCUUAAAAUAAAUCAGUCACUAAUUACAGUAUAAAAAGCAUUCUCACUCAUAAUCCAGUUACCAGUAAAGGGCUCUGAGGGAACUAGCUUCUUCAUGUCAGUUUCCUCUCACUGAGCGGGAGGAGGGGGACACACUUUGGCAACCUGUGCUGUGGAAAACACAAUCGCGGGUACAGAGAAACCUCUUAACGUUUGGCCCCCCGUGAUGAAUGAAAUGUACCCAAGUCAGAAUCGUGAAAAGUUUAUGGGGGGGGGGGGAUAUCUUUUUCUUGUGCAUACAGCUGUCUGUCAGUCAUUGGUGCAAGUUUUUUUUUUCUUUCUGUUUUUUUUUUUUUU
Molecule: messenger RNA, 2213 nt
Organism: Mugil cephalus (flathead mullet)
Lineage: Eukaryota; Metazoa; Chordata; Actinopteri; Mugiliformes; Mugilidae
Gene: ccnh
Product: cyclin H
Exons: 10
Coding region: 215-1171 (318 amino acids)
Biological process (GO): regulation of transcription by RNA polymerase II; DNA-templated transcription; regulation of cyclin-dependent protein serine/threonine kinase activity
Cellular component (GO): nucleus; transcription factor TFIIK complex
Molecular function (GO): cyclin-dependent protein serine/threonine kinase regulator activity
Source: RefSeq, a predicted model, not a curated record